AUCAGACCACUAAGAGCGAAGCGUGGCGAGAUGAAGCGCAUCAGUCAGGCCCGUGAAAAGAGCCCGGAUGUCUCCGGGUCUCCCAGCAGCCACCGCGGGAUUUAGAGGCUGGCCCGGACUCGAUACGUGUCGUCACACUUCCGCCUUCCCGACGCAUGUGGGCCCCCUGCGGUUGUAACCAGUCGGCGGCGGCGGCGUGUGUGUGUGUGUGUGUGUGUGCGUGUGCGUGUUCAGCGUCCCGCGUUUUGGAUGAAACGCGUCGGGUAGGAAACAACAUCUGACAUGGCAUCUCGAGCAGGUCCCAGGGCGGCUGGCACCGAUGGCAGUGAUUUUCAGCACCGUGAGAAAGUCGCCUCACACUACCAGAUGAGUGUUGCCCUGAAGUCGGAGAUCCGUAAACUCAACAUUGUCCAUGUGCUGAUCUGGCUGCUGAUGGCAGCUCAGGUGACAGUGAGCCAGCUGAGCCUGGUGUCCCACAGGGUGGUGGCCUCACCAUACCAAUGGGAGUACCCCUACCUUCUCAGCAUCAUUCCCUCCAUCUUCAGCUUCCUGGCCCUGCCACGGAACAACAUCAGCUACCUGGUCAUCUCCAUGAUCAGCGCCGGGCUCUUCUGCGUGGCUCCACUGAUCUAUGGGGCCAUGGAGAUGUUCCCCGUGGCACAGCAGCUCUACCGGCACGGCAAGGCCUACCGCUUUAUCUUCGGCUUCUCAGCCGUGUCCGUCAUGUACCUAGUGUUUGUCAUCGCUCUGCAGGUGCACGCCUGGCAGAUCUACUACAGCAAGAAGCUGCUGGACCAGUGGUUCACCAACACGCAGGAGAAGAAGAAGAAGUAACGAGUCUGUCGGAUCAAAUGACAAGUAAUGUUGGCGCCGAGAUCAUCUGUGUUGCAUUGUGGGGACAAAACGAGGAUCAUGGUGCUGAGGGUGUUUCGUUGGGAGGGCAGUGCUUGAACUGUUGGUGUCGGACGAGAACA
Molecule: messenger RNA, 974 nt
Organism: Lampris incognitus (smalleye Pacific opah)
Lineage: Eukaryota; Metazoa; Chordata; Actinopteri; Lampriformes; Lampridae
Product: protein jagunal homolog 1-B
Exons: 4
Coding region: 283-834 (183 amino acids)
Biological process (GO): vesicle-mediated transport; granulocyte colony-stimulating factor signaling pathway; endoplasmic reticulum organization
Cellular component (GO): endoplasmic reticulum membrane
Source: RefSeq, a predicted model, not a curated record